AUAUCUAGGCCUAUCGCAAGCCAUUUAGAAGACUUGGCUGUACAAGACCCUCGCUGCUCUACAUUUGCACGUCUUGCACUACUCUAGUGUUGCUACGCACACGCUCUUCCCAGCUUGGAGACAUCUUCUCAUCCUUUGCUUGGAAAGUCCAUAACACUAUACCUGCGUGGAGACAUCUUCUCAUCCUUUGCUUCGAAAGGUAGAAUCUCCAUAAUCCAUAGUCGUCCAGACCUGCGUAGAGAUGAUCAGUACAGCCAGCCAUCUGUGAUGUGUGAUGUCGUGAUUAUGAAUUUGAGCUCCGCGUAGUUCAUCGAGACGGAACCUGCAAAUUGAAUUUGGCUCUUGGUUUAAAGUCACAAAGAUCAAAUAAAACGGUAUUUUAAAUACUGAGGUGAAACUGUAAAAUGGCAGAUGCUGCUCUCCUUCUGGUCACAAAAAAAAUUGGAAAAGCGGUGGCAGCAGAAACACUUAGCUAUGCUAGACCAUUGCUUGAAAAGAAAUCUAGAUCUAUUAAAGCAGUGCCAGAUAAGAUGAUACUCAUAAAGAAUGAUCUUGAGCUUAUCCGAGCAUAUCUCAAGGAAGUUGACAGGAAAGGUUGCACGGAUCUAGUCACUGAAACAUGGAUAGGGCAAGCCCGAAAAUUGGCUUAUGAUAUGGAAGACAUUGUGGAUCAGUUUACUUAUGUGGUUGGUAAACACCAUCUAGAUGGAGCAUGGUGGAGUUUUUUCACUAAAUGUCAGGACCCAUUUACACUUGAUGAAAUCGCUGCUGCAGUUAGGAGAAUAAAUAGGGAACUGAAACGGCUUAAAGAAUGCAGAGACUGGACUCAACCAGUUGCUGGAGGGAGUGAUGUUCCUGCAAAAGAUUAUGCCACCCAACAACAAAUGUAUCUUCCUGGACAUGGUUACUCAAUUUCUGAUGAAGAACUUAUAGGACUUGAUAGAAAUAGAGAAAUCUUGGUGAGGUUAAUGAAUUUGAAUAAAUGUUCUCAUCUGCAGAUCAUUGCUGUGUGUGGUAUGGGUGGAAUUGGGAAAAGCACUCUUGUCAACAAUGUGUUCAGAAAGGAAGCAUCCAAAUUUGAAUGCCAUGCAUGGGUUUCUGUCUCUCAGUCAUACAAUAUAUAUGAUAUUUGGAGAAGCAUGCUAAAAGAAAUAUAUUCUAAAGAGAAGAAAGAAUUUGAUGCUGAAAACAUGACCGGUGCAGAGUUGCAAAUGGAAUUGAAGAAAAUCCUAGAGACAAAGAGAUACUUGAUAAUAUUGGAUGAUGUCUGGACAGCUGAAGUUUUUAGAGAACUUAAAGAGGUUCUUGUUGAUACAGGGAUGGGAAGCAGAGUAGUAAUCACAACAAGAAUUGAGGAAGUAGCUUCAGUAGCUGAUGAUAGCUACAAGAUCAAAGUUGAGCCUCUUGAGGAGGAGGAGGCAUGGCGUUUGUUUCGCCGGAAGGCAUUUCCAAGAACUGAAAAUCACAUUUGCCCAUUAGUGUUAGAAGAGUGUGGUAAAUCGAUAGUGGAGAAGUGUGAUGGUUUACCAUUAGCUCUUGUGGCCAUAGGGAGCACAUUGUCUCAUAAGGCGCAAGAUGUUGCAGAGUGGAGGCGAUUUUAUAAUCAGCUUAUCUGGGAGCUACACAACAAUGGCGACCUGAAUCGUGUGGUGAAAAUUCUGAAUCUAAGCUACAAAUACUUGCCAGACCAUCUGAAGAGUUGUUUCUUGUAUUGUGCCAUGUUCCCAGAAGACCACAUGAUUCAUAGAAAAAGAUUGAUUAGAUUGUGGGUCGCCGAAGGAUUUAUUGAACAAAUUGGAGCAUGCAGUUUAGAAGAUGUUGCUGAAGGUUUCCUGACAGAGCUCGUUCGACGAAGCAUGCUUCAUGUGGUAGAGAGGAACAGUUUUAACAGGAUCAAGUGUGUUCGAAUGCACGAUCUUGUGCGUGAAUUAGCCAUUUUCCAAUCCAGGAGAGAGAGUUUCGGUACGACUUAUGAUGAUAGUCAUGGGGUGAUGCAGGUGGAGUCGGAUUCUCGUCGCAUGUCAGUGCUCCAAUGCAAAAAUGACAUUCAACCAAGCACAGGUCAAUGCAGGCUUCGUACCUUCAUAGCAUUCAGCAGUAACAUGGCAUCGUCUUCAUUGUUUCCAUCAGAAUCUAAGUACCUUGCUGUGUUGGAGCUAGCAGGAUUACCUAUUGAGACAAUUCCAAAUUCAGCUGGGGACUUAUUCAACCUUAGGUAUUUGGGCCUUGACAAAACCAAUGUGAAGGUACUCCCAAAUUCUGUUGUGAAGCUUCACAACUUAGAAACAUUGAGUCUUCAAGAUACAGAAUGUCUGCAUCUCCCUCGAGGGUCUGAAAAGCUGAAGAAAUUGCGGCACAUUUGGAUGUAUAAAUUGCUAGAUAGUACAUUCUCUAUUUUCAGAAGUAUUGGACCUAUGGAACCUUUUGAGGGAUUGUGGAGUUUGAAGAACUUGCAAACUCUGAAGCCAGUUUGUGCUAGUGAAGUUUCCGUCACAAAACUAGCAAAUUUAUCUCAGUUAAGGACCCUUAGCAUUAUUGGGGUAAGGAGCAUCCACUGUGCACAACUCUGUGCAUCGUUAUCAAUGAUGCACCAGCUCUCACUAUUAGAAAUAAAAGCCAGCAAUGAAGAUGAUGUGCUCCAGCUUGAAACAUUAACAUUGUCAAACCGCCUUAAAAAGCUCUUUUUAUCAGGGCGCUUUUCCGAAGGAACAUUGGAAUCUCCAUUUUUCUCAACCAACGGAGAUGCCCUUCACAAGAUAUCUCUACGUUGGUCCCAGCUUGCGGUGAACCCAUUACAGCGCCUCUCUGAAUUUUCAAAUUUGACCGAAAUAUGUCUUGCAAGGGCGUAUACUGGACAGGAGCUAACUUUUGAUGCAGAGGGGUUCCCAAAUGUGAAGAUUAUUCAGUUGUAUGAUAUGCCAGAUGUGAACCAAAUAUGCAUACACGAGGGAGCUUUGGUUCGCCUUGAAGAACUUUUGAUCAGAAACCUUGCCGAACUGCGGGACAUCCCUGGGCUGGGACAUCUGAAAUCCCUCAAAGAGGCAUGGUUUUAUGAUAUGCAUCCUUGUUUCAUAAGUAAUCUUGAAGCGGCCAGACUAGAUCAUAUCCCGAUAACCUUCUACAGGACAAUACGCUCUGGAGUGGCAUGAGCCUUUCUUGUGUGGAUGGGGUUUGAAGUCAUUGUAAUCGGUCAGUGACAACUGCCGCCCAUCUUGCUGUUAUCUUUUCUGCUUAUUCAAACAAGAACAACUGGUUUGUAAUAAGGCAGAGGAAUGAUUUCUAUUGCAGCCAUCCACCUUGGCUUUACAGUAUUUAUGCUUAGUGAUGCUAAGCUACUGCUUGAGAUACUUACUAUGUAUUUUUACACAGUGCUUCAUGUAAUAAUGUUGAAAACAUCAGCUACUUGCUCAACACAUGUUUAAGAGAAAACAA
Triticum aestivum (bread wheat) is the source of this 3432-nucleotide messenger RNA. Its product is annotated as disease resistance protein RPM1. The transcript has 4 exons. Gene Ontology annotation, biological process: defense response to other organism. The coding region runs from base 405 to 3149 and encodes 914 amino acids. The record is from RefSeq and is a predicted model, not a curated record. Gene Ontology annotation, molecular function: ADP binding. Lineage: Eukaryota; Viridiplantae; Streptophyta; Magnoliopsida; Poales; Poaceae.